CACCUGGUAUGCGGCACAUUUGCAUUUAAAGUCAGUCAGCCGAGCGAGUAAGAUGGCAGCGAUGAGUAGAAGCAAUAGCAACAGCAACAGCGUACCUCAUGGAAGCCACGCUCGGAUGGAGAGAAGCGCUGCUCAAACCAACACCAUGGGAAUGCUGAGCCCCCUCAGCUUGAGCCUGUGGAAGAACAAGACCGGGGACGAGGAGACCGACAUAUCUGCGCGGCUUACUUGGAGAGAUCUCUUCGUCUCGGCCACCAAUGCUAAGGGAGAGACGCGCUCGCUGCUCCACGGUCUCAAUGGAUACGCCGAGCCGGGAUAUCUCAUGGCCGUCAUGGGGCCGUCUGGAUCCGGAAAGUCGACGUUACUGGACGCUCUAGCAGGGAGGCUGGCCAAGAACACGACGCAGAGUGGAGAAGUCCUGCUCAAUGGAAGGCGGACUCGCUUGUCAUACGGCAUCGUUGCAUUCGUGACUCAAGAUGAUGCGCUGAUAGGAACUCUGACGGUGAAGGAAACCAUCACGUACUCGGCUAAAUUGCGUCUCCCAGAUCUCAUGCCCCGGAAAGAUAAGAAGGCCAUUGUCGAGAGCACUAUCAUGGAGAUGGGACUCCAAGAGUGCCAGAACACUCCCGUUGGAAACUGGCACCUUCGAGGCCUCAGUGGAGGAGAGAAGCGGCGGCUGAGCAUCGGUCUGGAAAUUCUCACUCGUCCUCGUUUGCUGUUCCUCGAUGAACCCACCAGCGGCCUCGACAGUGCCUCGGCCUUCUUCGUCACCCAGACACUCAAGAACCUGGCCAGAGACGGAAGGACUGUCAUAGCUUCCAUCCAUCAGCCCAGCAGCGAGGUUUUCGAGCUCUUCGACCGACUGUACUUGUUAUCUCACGGGAAAACCAUCUACUUUGGUGAUGCCCCUGCUGCUAAAGAGUUCUUCGCCUCCGCUGGAUUCCCCUGUCCACCUCUUCGAAACCCCUCUGACCAUUACCUCAGAGCAAUCAACUCAGACUUUGAUCGAGUCAAGGACGCUCUGAGAAAUUCCUUUGUGGCCAAGGACAUGGAGUCGGCCGAUGUCCUUGACAAAACCUCCACCGCACAAGUCAUCAAGAUCUUGAUCGACCACUACCAGUCUUCAGAGCACGCAAUGCUGACAGCGUCCAAAAUCCACGAGAUUAACCAAACGAAAGGAGUAGCUUUGGAGUCGGAAGGGAGCCAAGCGAGCUUCUUCAUGCAGUCGUUCACGCUAACCCGCCGAUCGUUCGUCAACAUGUCUCGAGAUAUGGGCUACUACUGGCUUCGACUUGUCAUCUACAUCAUCCUGGCCAUCGGGAUCGGUACGCUGUACUAUGACAUCGGCACCAGCUAUAGCUCUAUCAUGGCCAGAGCUGCUUGUAUGUCUUUUGUUGGAGGCUUCCUGAUCUUCAUGUCCAUUGGAGGCUUCCCGUCGUUCAUCGAAGACAUGAAGGUCUUCUCUCGUGAGAGGCUGAAUGGACACUACGGCGUCGUCGCGUUCGUCGUUGGAAACACCCUCUCGUCGCUACCGUUUCUCUUUCUCAUAGCACUGGUGUCCGGGGCUAUCACAUACAACAUGGUGAAGCUCCACCCGGGAUUCAUUCGCUUCUCGUACUUUGUGUUGAACCUUUUCGCGGCUGUCGCAGCUGUCGAGAGUCUGAUGAUGGCUGUGGCAAGUCUCGUCCCAAACUUCCUCAUGGGGAUCAUUACGGGUGCCGGCAUCCAGGGUAUCUUUCUGCUCGUUGCGGGAUUUUUCCGUUUGCCAGGUGACUUGCCAAAGGCGUUCUGGAAGUUCCCGCUGUCCUACAUUGGUUUCCACAUGUAUUCGUUGCAGGGAAACUUUGAAAACGACUUUCUCGGCUUGAACUUUGAAAACAAAUUUCCAGGCUUACCAAAGAUUCCAGGAAAAUUUAUUCUUCAGGACGUUUAUGAGAUACCAGUCGGCCGCUCGAAAUGGUGGAACCUCGCAGUGGUGUUUUUGAUGAUUAUAGUCUACAGGUUCUUGUUCUUCCUCGCCAUCAAGUACAGUGAGAGCGUUCAGCCAUGGCUGCAAGGCAUCAUGGCUAAGCGGCGGGCAAGAUUUUUGUCAUCCAAUCACCUUACUCGUAAGAACUCGGCGCUCCAGAACACGAUCAGGCCGGUUGUCCAGCAGUCUCCACUGAGAGAGCCUGCCACAGCAACAAGUUAGUCAAGAAAGAAGGAGAGAUUCUAAGGCGAUAAAACCAUACCCGACUUAAA
Molecule: messenger RNA, 2241 nt
Organism: Selaginella moellendorffii
Lineage: Eukaryota; Viridiplantae; Streptophyta; Lycopodiopsida; Selaginellales; Selaginellaceae
Product: ABC transporter G family member 11
Exons: 11
Coding region: 53-2191 (712 amino acids)
Cellular component (GO): membrane
Molecular function (GO): ABC-type transporter activity; ATP hydrolysis activity; ATP binding
Source: RefSeq, a predicted model, not a curated record